Molecule: messenger RNA, 3568 nt
Organism: Trichobilharzia szidati
Lineage: Eukaryota; Metazoa; Platyhelminthes; Trematoda; Strigeidida; Schistosomatidae
Source: the annotation of a GenBank genome assembly
CUGAGUUCAUAAUAUGAGGUCGUUUUGGUUUCCAUCUCAGUUUUCGCUAAACAAGAAAAUGCAUAAUUAUGGAAUGCUUAUACUUUACAUACCAUUGCAUUUCAGCCUCAUAACUUUAUAAAUUCUCAUUAAUGGCAUCAGGCUGAGAGGCAGACAUUUACUUCGAUUAAUAUUUUUGAAUUUUUUAAAAUAGUCUAUUAUGGAUACGGAUCGAUAAAUUCAAUCGAUGAGUGGUAUAGUAGUUUCAGACGAUGACUGAUCCUGAGAAGAAAAUCUGCCGUUAUUUUAAUACUCUUGGAGGUUGCUGGUAUGGAGACAGCUGUAAAUUUCUUCACAUACCGAAUAAAAAACCACCUUGCAAAUUUUAUGGGUAGGUUACGUAUGUAUUUUGUUUGAUUUAUCUGAGUUCAUCAACUGGAUGCCGUUACGGAGAAAGUUGCCAUUUUUCACAUGACAGAACCCCUUUCAAAUCAGUUGAGAACUACAAUAACAAUCCACCAGUAGAAAUAAUCAAAGAAGUACUCAAAGAGAAUGUUGAUCCAAGUGAAUUAUCUGGAACAAAUAAUAACAAUAUGACUCAACCAAUUGUCAAUAGUGUUGAACAAGAAAUAACAGAUAAUGUUUCAGAAGCUGCUAAUUAUAAAAAUGAUAAAAGCAUGACUGAGAAUGAUGAUCAGUCAGCACAGAUUGUAUCAUCAACAAUGGACAGUAAUAAUAACACAACAGAAGUAGACAAUCUCAAUGUUGCAUCUACUGUAGGGAAUAUGAUAAUAAAUAAUACAAAUGAUACCAAUUAUGCUAAAUCGACAGCUAAUUCUGUCUAUUAUGAUACUGUCCAAACAAAAUCUAAAGAUUUUGUUUUAAAUGAUUCAUCAAAUAAUAGUGGUUUAAGAGAUGGUUGUCAAAAUUAUGCAAUAACUACAGUGUCUGGCCGUUCAAGUGGAAUGUCAAAUGACAUUGAAAUCUAUUGUGGUUCAUGUAGAAGAGUUCUUGAACGUCGAGGUAAUGAAAGUUAUUGUACUCUGUUGAAAGAUCAUUAUCUCGAGUGUUUUUUGGACAAAGAAGGGGAUCAUGUAAAAUAUGUGAAAACAAAAGCUGCUUUAGAGCCUGGACAAAUGUAUUGGUGUAAAUCAUGCAUUCUAAUAUUUGAAAAACCUUGGUCACUAUUUCAACAUAUGGCUGAUAAAGCUAAAGGGAAUAAAGUUCAACGAUGGGAGAAAAAAAUUCAUCUUGAUUGGAUGGAUAGUGUAGCAGGAUUGAUGGCAGGUUAUGAUUUGGGUUUAUUCAGUCCUACAAAACUUCGAGUUGAUUUACGCAACUUGUUAGCUGAUCAGCAUACUGUUGAAGAGGAAAUGGAAGCUGCAGCUGUUACAGCAGCUGCAAUGAUGCAAUGGUUAGCACCAUUAAGUAGUCCUUGGCGUUUACAACAACGAGAAAUGAUGCGAAAGAUUGAACAACUUAAUCGUCAAAUGUUACGAAAAGCUAAUUUAAGCUUCAAUGCUGGCUCUGGAGUUUAUAAUAUGAGAGCUGCUCUACCACCUGUACCUGUUUCUACAUGUACAUCACCUGGUCACACGUAUACAUCAAGUCGUAACACUAAUGUUUCAUUGCCAAUUACUUCUAUGCCUAAACAGAUUGAUAAUCAGGUGAAUAGUUGUGGAAAUGGUGAUUUACAAACGGACAAUUGUGAUCGAGAUUCACCUACAAAAUCAAUUUCACAAACAUCUUCAGAGCACAUUAGUGCAGCGGUAUCAAGUGAAAUAAAUUCUAAUGUACAAACAGAGGAUGUUAAUGAAUCAAGUAAUGAUAAUGUUGGUCCUGUUGGAGAUGAAGAAUAUGCACGACCAGAAUCAGCCGUAAGUGAACAAGCAGGUAUAGAUUCUUUAGCGACAACUGGAGCUUCCGGAGAUAUCCCACGGAAAGCAUUAAGUAAUGGCAUGAAACCAACACCAGAAUUUGAUGGUGGAUCAGAUGGGACAUUUGAAGUAGUUGAUUCAAAUAACACAAACAGUGCCUGUUCGGGAAAUGGUUUAAAUAAAUAUGAUGAUAAUGGACGGCGGGGAGAGUCAAAGCGUUCUCAAACGUAUUCCACAGUUUCAAAUACCUUAAGUGGCAAGAUAUCAAACUACUCUGGAACAUCAAGUUCAAAAUAUUCAGGAGAACCACUGAAAUACCAGUUUCAUGGUCGAAACUCCAGAGCACUUAGUUUUGGUCAUAGUACAUUAUUUGGAGCCGGUCAUCGAAAUUCACAUCGUAAUAUCAAUCGUGGAGGGACAGGAUUGAGUGGAACAUCAAAUCGUGGAGCAAAUGCUUUUAAUCCUCCAAGUUUUCAUGCUAGUUUAGACUUGAAUUUUGGCUUCACCAAUGAUGAAGUUGAAGAAUUACUAUCACAGGGUAUAAAACCUUGGGAUAGUGAAGCAUCAGCUGCAUUAGCCGUUCUACGAGGAGAACUCGAUCAUUUGUUGGACUAAUCGUGUUCUCAGUCAUAUUGUACGUUGUUUAUCACUUGCAUAUAUAUAGUGAAUCGUUAGGUUUUUGGGACUUUUAUUGCAUUCGGUACAUCGAUAUGGUUGUUUGCAGUCGUUUUGUUUUGGCCAACUUACUCAAGUGAAUUCCAUUUCAGUAGUAAUUUUAAAAAAUAUGUACUAUUUAGCUUUCCUUCUUUAGCUUUUUAUUGUAGUUAUUCAACUAUUAUUCUUAACCUAUAUUAUCAUUCUUCCUUAAUUUCUUCAUUUGUGUGAGUGAAUAGGCUGUUACGUGUUGUAAAGACUGUGAGAUACAGUUUAACAUUCGUCAUGUGUAACAUCGUCUUGUUGUUUUGAUGAAAUGGAAGUUUGCCUCUCCUUCAACUAAAAUUUCUUUUAUGCGAUGUGAGAAAAAUGACUGCGUGUGUGUGAGUGAUCGAAGGCCGACUUGCAUUAAGAGACCCAAACAUUUAGUUUUGAUGUUCUUCUUGUCAUGUUUCCUAUUUGUCAUUUCAUGGCGUUUAUUAUACAUAUACAUACACACAUGUUUACAGCAAUGGAACAUGGAGCAACCAAAUCUUUGAAACUCAUUCACGGCAGAUUAAUUCACUUAGCCUAUGGAAUAAAAUGUCACGUUUUUGUCUAACCUUAUUGUUCAACACAUUUACUGGUGUGAAAUCAACUGUGUAAAAGUGUGUGUUCAACUUUUUAAAGACAUUCCUUACCAAGAAGCUGUCUACCAUAUAUACAUAUUAUCAAACAAUACAAAAGUUCUUACAACUGGAAUAAUCCUGCAAUACAUGAAGUGCUCAUUAAAAAAAAACUAACAAAAUAUAUUAUUAACGCUUCAAACUGCAACAGUAAAAUAUUUUGUCAUAAUAUUCCACUUGUCAAUGUCAAUUUGACUCUGUUGCUUGUCUCACUCUCACUAUGUCUUUAUCUCUAUGUCUGUAACACUUCAACUUUUGUCCUUCCUGUGUGUACGUGUGAUUGGUUUUUUGCCCAUGCGUCCAGGCAAUCUAGAAUCAACUGUUUUCCUUUCCCAAUAUUUAAUGAUUAAAAGUGUCGUUAUUAUUCUGUUCGGCGCAGCAAAAUAAAGUAAA